Pollicipes pollicipes is the source of this 726-nucleotide messenger RNA. Its product is annotated as armadillo repeat-containing protein 1. The transcript has 3 exons. The record is from RefSeq and is a predicted model, not a curated record. The coding region runs from base 1 to 726 and encodes 241 amino acids. Lineage: Eukaryota; Metazoa; Arthropoda; Thecostraca; Pollicipedomorpha; Pollicipedidae.
AUGCCCGAGCGUCAGUACAAAGAGCUCGCUGCAGACAAGGACAAGGCAUCACUUCUGGCCAAGGACAGCACAGUCGUGCAGUUCCUGGCCUACGUGCUGGAGGACCGCGACGACCAGAUCGUUGGGGUGGCGCUGGAGACGCUGCUGCUGCUGUGCGAGGCCGAGUCGUCGCGGCGCCAGCUGCAGCAGACGUACGGUCUAGUGCAGGCGCUCGAGUGUCUGCGCAUGAGGGAUUGCCCGGCGGCCGUGCUCUCGCAGACCGAGGCGGCACUGGCGCACCUGCGGCGGCCGGAGCCGGGCCAGCAGGACAGGCAGGCCGCCCGACACCGGCCGCGGCCGCCCUCGCGCCGCAGCAAGGUCGUGACCCUGCACGUGACCGGCCUGGUGACGCCCGAGGACCGCGACGCCCUGGAAGCGGCGCUGGUGCGCGUGCGCGGCCUCGUGUCGAUCGUGUACGACAUGGGCCGCGGCCGCUGCACGUGUCGCGUGCGCGAGCACGUGUCGGUGGCGGCGCUGGGCGGCGCCGUGGACAACACGGAAAACAUGGCCGCGUACCACGUGGUGCGUCGGAUCACGGCCGAUGAGCCGCCGCCUGAGUACCUGCCCGAGGACGACCCCGACGUGACGCCUGGCGAUGGUGCCGUCGCCACCGGAGACUUCUUCAAGUCGGCCACCGGCUGGCUGUCGUCGGCCAGCUCUUACCUCAGCUCGGCCUUCUACUGGUGA